This is a messenger RNA of Ceraceosorus bombacis, 5893 nucleotides long. The record is from the annotation of a GenBank genome assembly. NCBI's taxonomy places the organism in Eukaryota, Fungi, Basidiomycota, Exobasidiomycetes, Ceraceosorales, Ceraceosoraceae.
AUGGCGAGCGAUGAAGAGGACGACCUCUGGCUGGUGGAGCCUGUGAGGCUUUUCACCCAGACGAUCAAGCUCGGGCUCGAUACUUCUGUGGACAAGCUUAGCAAGGACAGGCUCAAUCGUCCUUCUACGUUUUGCCCGGCACCCUACGAGGAUAUGCGGCAGACUUUAGUGCAGUGGUUUCCUGAUGCUGGUCUUCGCAGAAGCAGCGCCAUCGAAGACGCAGAAGAGCAACGGAGGCUCGCAGACCAGGAGGCAUCCAUCUCUGCAAAAGAAGAAGAUGCAGUACCCGGUCAACAGGAUGGCACCCACCCUGAAUCUCAGACCACGCCAAGGAAACGCAGAAGGGUCAAGACGGAGACAAACCCUGAAGCAUACACAUUGGAUGCAGAUUUGAUUCUACUUGAAGACGCCUUGAGCGUGGAGCAUCUCGGAUCUCUUCCGGACAGCGUUUAUGGAAUCCAUCCCGUCAAUGCCUUCGCGGUCGUUGUUCACGCUCCUCGAGCUGCUGCUCAUCGCCUGCACGGCGAGCUGAAGUCGCGUGAUGUAGUCUCCCCUAACAGGCACAUGAGUGACAGUCAGGCGAUCCAUCUGGACGACGACUCAGACGAUAGCUGCUUGUUGAUUGGCCAUCUGGUGCGUUGUGCCCGGUGGUGCAGGUUUGUCUCAGCCACACGCUCAUUUGAGCGCUUUAACAUCCUUCCAAUCGACCACAGAUACCAAGCGCUCUGAAAGAUCCUGCAGCAGCGUUGCGUCAGCUUCCUCUUCCAGCAUUUAGAGGGGAUCGUGUGAGCUUGGAGCGAGCUGCGCCUUGUUUUGAACGUCUGUCGCUGAGGCAAAACGCUGCUUGCGGCCGCUGCAUACAAGCCAUCCUUUACCUUCAGCAAGUGCCAGGUCACACUCAGGGCUCCUUUUCUCGACGCAGACGACGUGGUCGGACCUUCUAGUCACAGCCCAUGGGGUAGAGCUCAAAGAGGGCCAAGUGGCUCCCCUCUGAGCUCUUACGACCCUCUCACUAAGCAUCAUUUCGAUCAGCAUCUGUACAAUUUGCCGGGUACUGAUCGAGAGAAAUCGAACUGGAAGAGGAGGGGCAUACGCGCGGGCCCAUCCCUUGCUAGCUGUUCGACUUCCGAUGUAUCGCAAGUGGUAGAUCCGCGCAGUCGAGCGACGCCCAAAAGGCUCUUUGGCGAAGUGAGUCCAAAACUCGAAAUUGCUCGCUGCAGGUCUGAGUAGCUCAAUGUCAUCAUCGACUUCUCAGUUGAGAUUUGAUGUGGUCGCAACAAAUGAGGCGUUCGAGUAUGGCCGGAAGCGGGAUCAUGAUCACUACGUCUUGGGCGCCGCGAACUGGCACAGAAAAGCUCCAGCUGAGGAGAUGAAGUUGUUCUUUGGAGCGCUUCUACAAGUGAGCUAAGAUCCAAGACUAAUAAUUAGCAAGCUCGACUACACAGCUAAUUAUGUGACGCCAGCAUCCCAGUGGGAAUGUUGAGCUUGAUGACCAGGAAGCGGAUGUUUGGUCUCGAGGCACCAGUUACUAUGCACCUGCGCCUUGCCAGCCACUGCCUUUGCACAGCUUUGCUAAGCCACAGCGCGGUGAAUCAAAGAAGGCCAAGAAAAAAAAUCUCAAAGCUUUGCUAGAGUGCUACGCUCAUCGCGACCGGCACUCUAGGCCCAAUCAACCGGGGACUGGCUUGCUCGAGGACACUGCAUGUUCCGAGGUUGAGGCUAUCCACGCAGCGAAGGAGGAAAUGCAACCAGCUCGUGACAUGGGACAGCCUCACUUGCCUCUUAAUAACUGUAUGUGUGCUAUCUUAUUCGUGCGCCUGAUGGCCUACUGAGGUUCCAACUCCACCAAACAGCCCUUGAAUCGCUACUCGAGGCAUGUCGCCCACCGACAGACAGCCCUGAACUAUUCCCACCGUCAUCACUGAUUGUCACGCCUUUGAAGCGUUACCAGGCUCGCGCUGUGGCAUGGAUGGCAAGUCGCGAGGAGCCUGAAGGCGUCUCUCAUGGACUUCUAUACCCUGAAUGGAUCGCUUUACGCUUCAAACAUUUAGCCGAGCCCUUCCUCUCUGUAGAAAAAACAUGGGAGCCUGUACCAGCAAUUCGCGAGUCGCGAAGUCAGAGCCCUGAGACACGAGCCUCUUCUCCGCUUUCACCACCCCCAUCACCGUCUGACGCAGGCCAACGAUUGCUCGAAACGACGACUGGGGCGCGAUCUUUCUAUCUGGAUCUUCUCACGGGCACGGUCAGCUUGAAAGCCUUCCGUGGCGAUGGAGGCUUUCAACCCGGAGGAGGACUGAUGGACGGCCUGGGAUUAGGCAAGAGCCUUGAAAUUCUAAGCCUUAUUGCGGCUCGUCCUCGCGAUUUGAAAGCUGCAGACACCAGUCGCUCGGCGCUUAUGGUCGCGCAACUACCGGAAUCGCAGAGACCAUUCAUCUCUAAGGCUACACUCAUAGUGGCGCCCGCCGCACUGAUAAGCCAAUGGACUAUGGAAUGCGAGCAGCAUGCGCCAUCUUUGAGUAUCUUCCGCUGGGAUCAAGCUACGGUUGACUGGUCCAUCAAAUCCACGAUGGACGACAUUCGCGCAGGAGCGCGGCAUUGGCUGGACGAAUUCGAUCCGGAUAUCGUGCUGUGCAGCUACGAGUUACUUCGCGACGAGCUCAGGAGAAGCAAGAAGAAGACUUACGCAAAUAGUCCGCAUACACCACUCCUGGAAAUUUGGUGGCAUCGAGUCUGUCUGGACGAAGCUCAACUAGGUUCGUAUACGGCAUGCAAGCUUCUGCGAGGCUCGAGAUCUCAUGUGUGGUGUUUUUCCUCACCCGAUCCCUCAUCUGUCACCAUAGUUGCUAACUCGUCGGGCGCGGCUGCAGAGGGGGUCGCGUGUCUAUGGAGAACAAAUGGCUGGGUGAGCUACGUCUACGUGCUCGCAAAUUCAAUUUGUUGCUCAAGGAUGUGUGCGCACUCUUUCGGGCAGGUGGUUACCAGCACGCCAGCAUCUAGCUCUAUCACAGAGCUCGCUGGCAUUGUGUCAUUUUUGGAUCAGUGAGUGAAGAGAACGCGAUCGAAGCCCUUCCAAGCUUCUGACAUUACGCUGCAUCUCAGCGACCCACUCGCAAACCCUACUGCAUUCGCAAAUCUGAUCUCGAAUGGAUUUGCUGCUGGUGACUCUGAGCACAUUAGACGUGCUCGUGGUUUCUUCUCUCAGAUCUUCUGGAGAAAUACUCGAGAGCAUGUCGCCGAUGAGCUUGAGCUUCCCUCUUCCUCUGACGUCGAAAUGCGGGUGAGUUUCCACGCUAGCGACUCUACGACAUUUGCGCUUACGGACUCAAUCAUUCCGAUCUGAAGGUAUCGAUGAAAGGUGAGCAUUGCCUCUAACAAUUCACCAUUGAGGGUGCGCGAUGCUUUUUCGCUAACAGCAGUCGCCUUCAGAUUUCGAGCUCACGAUCUUUCAGCGCGAGAUGCGCAUUGCGCGCAAUUUAGCGGAGAAAGUACUGACGUACGGAAAUUCUUCGCAGCGAAAGCGUCUGCACAGCCUUAUCGUGGCGCUGCGGCAGCUCAUAUCACAUCCUCAGAUUGCGACGGGCCUCGGCUAUGACGCAGGCAACAAGAGAAUGAGCUUCAAAAAUCUGACCAUGGGACUCUUGUCAAGGCUGCACAAAGGAAUCACGCUCAAGCACAUGGAAGUGGUCAAGGUGAGGAGCAGGUCAGCCCGCAACUCAUUGUUGCGUUUCGAUAUUUACUUGCAGAGCUGCUGUCUAGCUUGUGAUCACGAUCGCUGCUGGUCAUCGCUUCUUCGAAGAGGAGCCUGAGCCCCAGGAAUGGCGUGGCGGUGUACCCGUGUGGGCAGAUGAUGUGUUGACAGAGGCUCUGCGAAGGGCAAUUGGACUUUGCGAGCUCCAUCUCGCUGCAAACACUGCCGACGAGGGCGACGAAGAUAUAGAAGAGGAAGAUGCAGCUAGCGAGGCGGAAAGCGAGCUGGGCGAUCCAAGCGUGCGGCCUGAGCGCGGAACGGUUGCAGACGUCAAACGCCGAAUGCGGUGGAACGAGGCCGCGUACUGGUGCCGAGUUCUUCUCAAAGAGCCCACAGGAGGGCCGCCGGAAGUAAGUGCGCUGGGCCUUCCCUCCAAUGGUCACGUUGUCAAUCAUCUGACCUGGACUCCAUCGUAGCUAUACGACGCGAUGCGCCUCGAAAACCUUUUCUUUGAAAAAAGAAGGGUCGCCAAGAAAAGCGUAGACCCGAACAACCCUCGAUACCAUGAUGUUGUGCUUGAUGCAGGAACCCAAGACAUGGCCGAGCGAAUGGACGCGCACGACGCCUCGGGAUCCGGGCGAAAUGAAUUCGAAAACCCAACUCUCAAGAUCAAUCGUCUGCGAGGAAACAUCAAAGGCACAAGUAAAACGAAAGGGGCCAAUCAGCGCGGUGCUACACAAGUGUGGUACUAUAGUCCUCGUCUCAAGCUCGAGAGACUGAUGGAACGCUUCCACGCAGCUUUGAGUAAGUACAAUUGCACGACAAACGGCUACUGGGAAGUCUCUCACUAAGACAAUGUCAUCGCCUUGCAGGUCAGCUCUUUGAGCAAGAAAAGGAGCUGGAAUUUUUGCGAAACCGAAUCGUCGAUGAAGGCCAGGCUCGACGCGAGGGCUCCGCAGGGCCGUCUAACGCUCGGUGUUGCAUUUGUCUGGAAGAUGACAAGCAUCGUGGUUUGUUGCCAUGUGAGUCACCUUUUGUAACGCAGCGAUGUUGUGCUAGCAGCGCACUGACCGAAUUGUAUCCCCAGGCCUGCAUGGUGCCUGCAUGGACUGUCUCAGCGUACUGCUGAAUAAAGGCCAUCAGGCGGCAGAUUGUAGGUAGUAUAACGCGCUUAGCGAUACCAUAUAGCGCAAGGCUCUGACGUUGUUCUUACUCUCAGGUCCAAUCUGUAGACGAAAGUUCCGACGCACCAAUAUUACUGAGAUCCUACCAGAGGCGCCAGCGACCGGCGUCACCCCCCAACAACUUGAGUUGGGGUUUGGAGCGAAGAUUGAUGCUGUGAUCUUGGACAUGAGAGCUCGCAAGUUCGCCGAUCCCCAAGCUCGAUUUGUCGUCUUCUCCGUCUGGAAGCGUUGUCUGGCCCUCAUCUCAGAAGCUUGUACCACCGCAGGCAUCAUGAGCCUCACUUUUGAAGGCAGUGAGCAAGAGCAAGUGGGUCGCGAUGCCUUGGAGUAGAUCAAGCCUGUGCACUGCUUACUGACGUCGUUAGCUUGGUGUUCAGGCUUCAGCGCUCUCUCAAUUUCGUAUUGACAAGAGCAUUGAUGUGCUCUGCGUACCUCUUUCGCACACGGAGGGUGAGUCCUGGACGUGCAACGACACCUUCUUUGCUGCACGGACCUAGACGAAGACGCCGAGCCUUCCAACCCUUCAAUUAGGUGCUGCUGGUCUGACUUUGACCAUGGCCAACGUUAGCUGUGAGUGCUCGGUGGAGGCGCCCUGUACGUCCCAAGUCAGCUUUUCACCCGCAUGACCCCUCUUCUGUCAGAUUUCAUGGAGCCUUGUCUCAACGCUAGUCUCGAGCAACAGGCCCGUGGCCGCAUCAACAGAAUCGGCCAGACGCGAAACACGACCAAUGUCACCAUCCUCAUGGAGAAUACUUUCGAGCCCAAAAUCGCCGACAUAUCUAGGGAGCGCUUGAACGCCGCACGUGGCGCACACGGUCAUCCGUCGGCAGCCGGACGAUCUGAGCCGAUUCGUGAUCAUCCCUUGGGGGAGAAUAAUACCUUCUCGAAUAAAGAGAUAGCUAGACUCUUUGAACUCGACAUCAACGCCUUGCGGGCUGCCGAAGCCGAGAGGCGCUCUGCCACUCAAGCCCAGUUGAAUAGAGAGAGAAAUGCUCAAAUGCAGACUUACCUUCAAAAUUAA